Messenger RNA from Vespa crabro (European hornet), 3180 nucleotides. RefSeq names its product protein SMG8. The coding region runs from base 79 to 2820 and encodes 913 amino acids. The record is from RefSeq and is a predicted model, not a curated record. Lineage: Eukaryota; Metazoa; Arthropoda; Insecta; Hymenoptera; Vespidae. Gene Ontology annotation, biological process: nuclear-transcribed mRNA catabolic process, nonsense-mediated decay. The transcript has 15 exons.
AGCUUCGAAAUAUCGAUGAACGAACGGGCGCGUCCCUAACCUGUCGUUGCGAGCUGUCGUCGACACAAGAUUCGAUGAAUGAAUAGAAAAAUGCGGCCACAAAAAUUCACACUUCCAAUUGACGCUGGCAGUUUUUCACACGCAAAUAAAAAGGUCGUUAUUGUGUCUGUAUUUGGUAAAUCCCAAUAUCGUAUGAAAGGAUGUAAAACGGAUAUGUUGAGUUCAAUCCUCCAAGUGGACCUUUUGAAUGAGCCGAAUGUAGAUGAAACAUCUAUGUGCGAAAUCGAAGGAUAUCAUAAUGUUAAAGACAAAACCGUGUAUCUACAUUUACGAGGAUUCUUGGAUUCUCAUACUCUUUUGACCGAAUACGAUAGAUUCGUAGAAAGACAAGAUUGCAAAGACUUUCUCAGUGUGUGGGCGCACAUGAGAUACAAAUAUGCUAGAGCUUUGCUGGUGUUAUUUCAUAUAUCUCACGUUAUAAUACUUACUCAUCCGACUCAUACGUUUGAUUACAGUUAUAUACAUCUAUUUCGUGCCAUGGAUAUAGUACGGCAAAAAAUUUCUCCUCAGCUUUCGGACGUAUUGAGUAGUAUAUCUGGUAUACCAAAAGAUUGGAUAUCGAAUGCCAGACCUUGUUCUCCGAGGGUAUUAUUCUAUUUUGAAAGUUGCCCCAUACCUAUGGUACUUCAGGAUGCAGAUAACGGAGGAAAUAUUAAAAAAUUGGAACAUUCCUUGGAAGAUCAGAUUUAUCAUGUAUUGAGAAAAAAUAGAAUAGUCACGAAUAUAAGUUCAAACUCACUAUUUGCAAUACCAGCGAAUCAAGAAUUUGUAUAUGUACAUAAUGGUCCUACUGAAUCUAGAGAUAUUUUGGGCUACAUGAUGAAAAAAUUAAUUCAAAGCUGUAAAGUUAGUUCCGGUGGUAAUACGUCAAGGAGUCUCGCUAGUUUAGAUACAAAUCUUGAAACGGAUGACACCGAGAUUGAAACACGUUCCUUUAAAUCGUUCCUGCAGCAACAUAUAAAUCUUGCUUUUGGCAGAGGCUUCGACGACAACGUUGGUAGACAUUCGGUACCGGCUUACUUCGAGAUACCUACGUUAUCGUUGUUCUGCAAUGUGGCAAACAAAAUUUUGGAAUACUUUAUAAAAGGAAUAGACAAAGAAUUACUAUCUUUACAUGGUUUAUUGGAUACCGAUGUUAAAUUCAGUAAAAGUAGAUGUAGUAAAGUACUCCCAAGAGCCUUACAAACUUAUCAAGAGAACCUUCCGCAACAUUACACAAGAGCAUAUCAUGAAUCGAAAUUGGCACAUGCUAUGGCAGUUUUUGAAAUGCAUGCACGAGGUCCGCUGUUUGAAGAAUUUAGUGAAAAAUUGCAAGCAGAAUGUGAUAAACAUUGGCGAACCGGACGACAAAUGUGUGAGGUAUUAUCAUUAACUGGGAACCCUUGCACAAAUCCAAUUCAUAAAGGAGGGAGCGAAGGUGCUGGAGGUGGCGAACAACUUGAACCAGGAGGAGAUAAUAGUGAAUUACCGAUCAUGGAGCACUGCAGCGGAGUUCGAUAUAUAUGUGCCUGUAAUUGUGGAAGAUGUCAAGGACCACGAGAGGAUCCUUUUGGCUUGCGACAGGCCAAUUACGAUUAUUUUCAGAUGUUAGCAAAGCAAUGUGGCUGUGCACAAUUGGAAAGUAUACAAUUUCCUAUUUUUCAGCCCAGUACGCAUAAUUUCAGAGCGGCACAAUUAUUUUCAGGAACAAAACGUAAAGAUUCCCUUAGUAGGACUAAUUUAUCGACACCUCAAGGUCAGACGCAACCUUGCAGUCUUGGGGUGGAAAAUACUUUAAAUGACGACAUAACGGCGUAUGAAAGUGGUGCACCCUCUCCAUUGAAAAGUGUUCCCACCGAAGAGGAUGUUCCGAGAUUGAGUAACAAAACUAGCCUUACUCCUAGCGACGGGCACAAAGUCGUUAUAGAAGUUUCCGAUGAUGCAGAAAAUACCAAAGAAAAGUCUUUGGUGAGACAACCAUCAACGACGGAAUAUCUACCAGGGAUGUUACAUACGGAGUCUCCAGCUGGAUUAUUACCGCAAUUUUCUAGCUGGUCUCUGGUUUGUCUUGGCCCAAGCAGUUUGUACUCACAUAAUUUGGGCUUGCAACAUCAGGCAGGUGUAUUGCCAACUUCUGCAUUUCUUUUGCCAUGGGAUGUGACAGUAAGAUUAGAGCAUCAAAAGGAAAGGGGAUCUUUGUGGCCUACUAUAAAUGAUCAUGGCGUUCACGGAUAUUGUCCAAGAGGUAAAAAUUUUCAAAAUCUUAAUACGAUCCGAGGUAGAAAAUCCAAAAGUGGGAAGGAAUUUGUUGUUAAGAUAUUUGUUGGUGUCGAAUACGAAUGUCCGAGAGGCCACAGAUUUAUGGCAUCUGCGCCUGACAAAGUUUUAAAGGCAACCGGUAAUGGGAUCGUAAAGGAUAGCGGAAAUAAAGUAACAUCCAGUACCACAGAUAUGCCUCUUUACUUUCCAUGUCCGUGCAGGCAGGCACAACCUUUGAUAGCUCAACUUAUGAGAAUUCAUGUGGUUACUCCGAAAGCACCGGUUCACGUUACAUUAAAUCCUCGAGUUCAACCGGGACCUCCACCGUGUCCCAUAUUUGUAACCGGUUGUGAAGAACCGAUCAAACUUUCGCAAAGUGCUUAUUGGGUUCUGAGAUUACCUUAUGUAUAUAUGGGUGAGAAGGGCCCAUAUUUACCACCAAAGGAACCAGUACCCCCUUCUCAUGGACGAUUACUAGCUGGCAUGUAUGGUAUCAGCGAAGUUGUGCCAGAAAAGAAAUAAGAUUUCUUAAUAAAUCAUUUCUCAGAUAUUCAACAAUAUUCAAGAAUAUUGAACAAUUCUUCUAAAGAGAUUAUCUUAUAAUAAAGGUAAUUCGAUGAUACUCAGGGAUCGUGUAAUGAUUUACAUGCGUUAAUAACGAGGCAUUUAAUGUUCCUGAGGAAACGAUAUAUAAGUAUCAUAUAAUAUUAGAUAUAUCAUAAUAUUAUGUAAUAUCAGUAUAUGUCGGUUAAUGUAACAUUACAAUAGACUAAGCGAUCGUUGCACAGUCUCGAAAUCGAAUUAAUAACAAGGCGAUAAAAAAUAAAGCUUAAUGAAGCGCAUGUAAUAUAUAAUGAUAAUAUAAGAUAAUGUAUUAGGAUA